CAAAACCAAACAGAACGAUAUAAAUAAAAGACUUUAUUUCCAUUAUUAAUGGCUUCCUUCUUCAUUUUGAUAAUCUGUCACGUUUUUCAUCUCGCCCACCAGUCACCAGAUAAGAAAAGUCAUCGCUUCCUCUCCCAACUUCUUCUUCCGAUCACCUUCUUCCUCCGCCGGCGAUUUCCGUCGGCAACCUAGAUCUACCUCACAAUCUUCUGUUUCCUAUCCUACCGCCUCCUCCAAUUAUCCAUUAUCCUCCUUUUCCCCCUUUCCAAAACCCUGAUUUCGCCCCGCCGAGCGCCCGGGAUUCCCCGCGCUGAAUCGCGACCGCCGCACAAAUUUGUCGAAUUCCCUCGACAAUUCUCCCGGGAACAGCUGCUGGGCUAAAUCGGAUUCCCUCGAAUUCCCGUCCUCUUAUCGGUUGAUGGACGCAAUUAGGGUUCGCGACAGUGAUCUCGCGAACAAGCCGAGCUCGUCGACGUCGCAAUCCCCGCUCUCGGUGACGACCUCCACCUCGAGGAACGAGACCAUCAAUGGCUCCCACGAGUUCGACAUCAGUGGCUACUCGCUGUCGAAAGGGAUGGGCGUCGGCAAGUACAUAGCUUCCGAGACGUUCUUCGUCGGGGGCUACGCUUGGGCGAUCUACUUUUAUCCCGACGGGAAGAGCCCCGAGGAUAACGGGAAUUACGUGUCUUUGUUCAUUGCGCUGGCCAGCGAGGGGACGGAUGUCAGGGCGUUGUUCGAGCUGACGCUUAUGGAUCAGAGUGGGAAAGCGCGGCAUAAGGUUCAUAGCCAUUUUGGGAGGAACCUGGAGACGGGUCCUUAUACCCUUAAAUACAGAGGGAGUAUGUGGGGUUAUAAGCGGUUUUUCAAACGAACUCAACUGGAGACUUCAGAUUACCUGAAGGACGAUAAACUUGUAAUCCGUUGCUGUGUUGGUGUUGUUAAGUCGCAGACAGAGGGACCUAGGACCUAUUCAAUUCCUGUGCCACCCUCUGAUAUUGGUCUUCAAUUUGGAAUGCUCUUGGAAAGUGGGAAGGGAUCUGAUGUAAAUUUUGAAGUUGAUGGAGAAAUUUUUUCUGCACACAAGCUGGUUCUUGCUGCACGCUCUCCAGUAUUUAGGGCACAGCUGUUUGGUCCAAUGAAGGACCAAAACACUACGUCCUUGAAAGUUGAAGAUGUAGAACUCCCUGUUUUUAAGGUUCUUUCUCUCACUUCCUCUUUCUCUAUACCAAUUUGCUUAUUUAAGCUGUCUUAUUUUUAAUAACUUCCGCACAUUAGAAACCAAGAGAAGAGCAGAAAGCACAGUGUCUUCUGCUGCAAACUCUUCUGCUAUUAGCACAACCGUCACUCGUUUGUAUUGUGUCAUAUCGUGCUUGCUAAUGGCUUACCUGGCUUGCCUUCCAGGUUAGCUUUGCUUAAGUGGUUGAUCUGAAUAGUUUGUGGUUUUUAGCGCUAAGCCCAUUAUAUCUAUGUUUGGACUUAGGAGUGCAUAAUCUCCUCGUUUGUUUAAAUGCAACGAAUGAAGAUUUGUGCGGUAGCUUUUGUAGGUUGGUCACCUGUAUUAGGUGAGUAAUUAUGGUGCCAUACAGGAUGAUUGUGAUGCCAUACUCGAAUAUACUUGUGGCUUUCUUCGCUAUGGUGCUCCUCCUGUGCACAAUUCUUACUCCAGCUAAGGUCUACUUCUUCUUGCUUUCUCCUCGUGAUUGAUGCUGCGAAAAUUGGUACUUGUCCAUAACUACUUAAGUUUGGCAGCAUUAUCAGUUGGUUGAGCAGUUGUUGUGAAGGGCUUCACCUAGCUUGGGGCAUUGGAUGAAACUUUUCCCUGGUGCUGCCCCUUGGAGCUUUAUUUUUUUAACCCCUGCUUUUUUGUGCAUGUAAUGGAGUGGCAGAGAUAUCUUGUGUCUUGGUCGGUUGUGAAACACUUCCUUUGACCUUAUGAGGAAAUAGAUCUGAAGCCAAGGAUGCAGCAGAAUCUUUUGAGAACUCAGAUUCUACAGUGCUGCGCUGCAGUUUUUCCUCUGGCUUGGCUGUCUGGAGAAAUCUGGGCAUUGCUUCUUUCUUUUUAUCUCGGUCAUGUAUAUUGGUUAACACAGAAUUGCUUAUUUUACUUUUCUUUACGGUUAGAUCGAGAUUGAACAGUUCUGAAAUGUAAAAUGUUUUCUCACUUGUGUGCCGGAAUGUCUGCAGGCUCUACUGCACUUCAUCUACUGGGAUGCACUGCCUGACCUGGAAGACCUUGUUGGUACAGUGAACCCCAAAUGGGCUGCCACAUUAAUGGCACAACAUCUACUUGCAGCAGCUGACCGUUAUGCACUAGAGAGACUCAGAUUGCUCUGUGAAGCAAAACUAUGUGAGGAUGUCGCUAUAAAUACAGUUGCAACAACGCUGGCCUUGGCCGAGCAGCAUCAGUGUCUCCAAUUAAAAGCUGUCUGCCUCAAAUUCAUUGCAUUGCCGGAAAAUCUGAAAGCUGUCAUGCAAACUGAUGGAUUCGAGUACCUGAAGCAAAGUUGCCCUACCGUCAUCACGGAACUGUUGCAGUAUGUUGCCAGAGUUGGUGAGCAUUCUGCAGCUGCUGCAUCUGUUCUUGGGAUUGAAAGCUUAGACGGCGAUAUGAAUGGUAGAAGGGUGAAGCAAAGGAUCCACUGAUUUGUAGGCGUAAGUGGGAAGACUGAAAAUUGUGUGAUGAAGAUCUUGUUAGGGCUUUGCACAGUUUUGCAAACUGUACUGACCACUGUAGGUGUCGUUGCAAGGAGAGAGAAAAUGGAAGGGAAAACUAGAGUGAGUGGUAGAUGUGGGUUUCAUUUGUGUAGUGUAUUCACUAACAUUGGAUAGUAACUUCAAAUUUGUGAAGUUUUUAACAUUUAUGUUUGUGAUGUGAUAUGUUCAGUAGCCUGCUAUUGACACUUCAAUUAGGCUGGAGCAGAAAUCUGGGUGUAUACAUCUUCAUCUGUUAAUGUCUGUAUUUCUUGUGGAGUAAACGAUUCAUGGAAGGUUUUGACUGUCCUGAGUGGAUAGCAAUGCCAAAUCUUAUUGUGAGUGGUUAUAUUAAAGGGUACAGUUCCUUGCAAGCGCAAAUAGUAAAUGAUUG
This is a messenger RNA of Linum tenue, 3085 nucleotides long. The record is from the annotation of a GenBank genome assembly. NCBI's taxonomy places the organism in Eukaryota, Viridiplantae, Streptophyta, Magnoliopsida, Malpighiales, Linaceae.